Molecule: messenger RNA, 2605 nt
Organism: Clunio marinus
Lineage: Eukaryota; Metazoa; Arthropoda; Insecta; Diptera; Chironomidae
Source: the annotation of a GenBank genome assembly
GUCGUUAAAAUAUCGAUUUUCAUCAGACUGCACAGAAAAAAACGAACAAGUUUUGAGUCUCGCAUAUUUUUGCCGAAAAACUUGCGGAUUGUUGCAUAACUUUGCAAUAAAAUCAUUCGAAAAAUCGCGUCAGUGUCUUGUGAAUUGUUUUUCUCUUAAAGUAAGGUGAAAAUAUUAUUAAACAGUAUUAAAAAGGAAAAUCAAGUUCUUCGCGAUGGCAUUCAUUCGAUUUUUUGGAAAAUUUGGAUCAAGUCCUUUAAGGAUAGGAUCAUCGAAGAAAAACUUGUAUCAAAUUACUGUUUCGCGAUUUAUUUCUUCAUCGUCACAGUUGUCAGCUGUUCAAAAGUCGUCAAUUUUAUUAGAAAAAGCGAAGGCAUCACCGCCUUCAGGAAAAAAAGAUCCUUUGGACACAACUUUCAAUGAUCCCAUUGCAGCUUUUAAAUCUAAAACAACAUUUGAGUUGAUUCGAGGAUAUUUUGUUUAUCUUAUUUGCUCAUCUGAAACUCUUGUAGAGAACAAUAUGAAGAUAAUGAAACUUAUGAACAGUAUUCUCGGAGAAAAAUUAUUCAAUUCACUUAUGAAAGCGACAUUUUAUGGACAUUUUGUUGCUGGUGAAGAUCAAGUUAAAAUUGUUCCAACAUUAGAAAGACUUCGCUCAUUUGGUGUUAAACCCAUCUUAGAUUAUUCUGUAGAAGAAGAUUUGUCUCAAGAAGAAGCUGAAGAACGUGAAGUUUCGGCAUCUGUUUCAACUGCUUCUACAGCAAAUAGCGAUGCAACUUUGCCACAAUAUUCGGUUGAUAAAAGUUUUGCUGAUCGACGUUACAAAGUUCAAAGUGCUCGAACGUAUUUCUAUCUCAACGAAGCAACAUGUGAAAAAAAUAUGGAAAUAUUUAUUCAAUGUUUGGAAGCUGUGGCAAACUCUACCUUUGGGACUGGAAUAACAGCCAUCAAGCUGACAGCUCUUGGACGACCACAACUUCUCUUGCAAAUCUCUGAAGUCAUCCAAAAAACACGCCAAUACAUGAUGGAUAUUGCUGGUGGAACUGGAAAUGUGUUAACUCAUCACAAGACGAUAAAAGAUUUGGAAAAAUAUUUUGGAACUAUGGGUGAUAAUAAGGAUGUCAAAGAGUUCUUAAAGAAAGUCACAACUGACAAAGAAGGAAUUCUUCAUCUUUUCCCUUGGUCGGGUAUUGUUGAUGAGAGAAGUGAAUUAUCUGAAACUUUUCGUGUUCCUGAUCCAAAAACUGGUCAAAUGCGUCGUUUAACAUCUCAAAUUCCACCAAAAGAAGAAGAAAUGUUUAGAAAUAUGAUUCGUCGUCUGAAUUACAUUGUUAAAACAGCUGAAGAACUUGAUGUCAGAAUCAUGAUUGACGCUGAACAAACAUACUUCCAACCAGCAAUAUCACGAAUAACAUUAGAAAUGAUGCGGAAGUAUAACACAAAGAAAGCAAUUGUUUUCAAUACUUAUCAGUGCUAUUUAAAGGACACUUAUCGUGAAGUUUGCACAGACUUAGAACAAGCAGCCCGCCAAAACUUCUAUUUUGGAGCUAAAUUAGUGCGUGGUGCUUAUAUCGAGCAAGAGAGAGCGCGUGCUGCUGCUUUAGGCUACGAAGAUCCAACAAAUCCCAGUUAUGAAGCAACGACUGAAAUGUAUCACAAGACAUUGACUGAAUGUUUAAGACGAAUUAAGAAGCUCAAAGAUUCUGGUAUUGAUCCAAAAAAAAUUGCUAUUAUGGUUGCAUCGCACAAUGAAGAUACAGUUCGUUUUGCUAUCGAAAAGAUGAAAGAAAUUGGAAUUUCACCAGAAGAUAAAGUUAUUUGCUUUGGUCAACUACUUGGCAUGUGUGAUUAUAUUACGAUGCCCUUAGGACAAGCCGGUUAUUCUGCGUACAAAUAUAUUCCAUAUGGUCCCGUCAACGAAGUUCUGCCAUAUCUUUCAAGACGAGCUCAAGAAAACAAAGGUGUUUUAAAGAAGAUUCAAAAAGAAAAGAAACUUCUGUUAAGUGAAAUUACACGUCGUCUUUUGCGUGGUCAACUUUUCUAAAAGCCAAAAGGCGACUAUACGCCAAUAUAAAAAGGUGACAAUGAAGUUAUAUUGUCAUUUAACAAAGCCUCGUUCAUUAGACCAUUCAAUGGAUUUUGUGAAGUAAUUUCACAAUGUUUUUCUAGUUCGUAAGAUCUCUUUCUUUUCUUUUCCUUUUUUUUAUUUAAUCAGACAAAAGCUUUCUGUCUGGUAUAAGAAUUGACAGUAAAAACCGCGGUUCUUUCCUAACUCUAAUAACUAAUUAACACUCGACUGUGAAAGGUAAAUCGAAAAUCUCAAAACGACUCAAAGUCGUGAUCAGUUGUACUUAAAUAAAUGUGAAUGAAAUCGAAUUAAGGAAACUCAUGAAUGAACCAAAGCAGAGACAUUGACAUCAUUAAUGGUGAUUAAGAAUUUGCUAAAUUUAUAAUUUUACAAUAUAAUUAAAUAAGUCCCUCGAUUCCUUUUCCUCCUAAAUAGAUACUUAAUUGUGUUUAUUUGAUGUAUCUUGAAUAAGAUAUUUAUUCAAAUUCCAAUAUUGACGUUCUAACCGGCAUGUAGUGUUUCUCAAAAUCCCUAUUU